AUGUCCUCAAAAACCAAGGGAGAAAACAAAAAGCCUGACCCAUUAAAGUCGCUGAUAGCCGGAGGGACGGCUGGAGCUAUCGAGGGUGUGAUCACAUACCCCUUCGAGUUCGCCAAAACGAGGCUGCAACUCGUGGACAAGUCCUCUAAGAUGUCACGCAACCCUUUGGUGUUGAUUGCUACUAUUGCAAGAACGCAGGGCAUCGGUGCGCUGUACGUUGGAUGUCCAGCCUCCGUCGUGGGUAACACCGCUAAAGCCAGUGUGAGAUUCCUGGGUUUUGACUCGAUCAAGAGGUUACUCGCUGACAAAGACGGCAGACUGUCAGGCCCAAGGGGUGUCUUGGCUGGUCUUGGAGCUGGUCUUCUAGAAUCUGUUGUUGCAGUCACGCCGGCCGAGGCAAUCAAGACUGCCAUGAUUGACGAUAGACAGACUGCCAGCCCCAAGUACAGGGGUGGACUAUCUGCCACUUUCAGGCUUGUGAAAGAUCUUGGAUUCAAGGGCAUUUAUGCAGGUGUUUUGCCGGUAACAAUAAGACAGGCUUCCAACGCCUCGGUCAGAUUCGGCUCGUAUAACGCUAUCAAGACCACCAUACAGAAUGCCUCUGGAACUCCUCCAUCGCAGCCAUUGAGCUCAGGCUUAACCUUUCUUGUUGGUGCCUUUGCUGGUGUGGUGACAGUAUAUACCACAAUGCCUAUAGACACUGUGAAGACGAGAAUGCAAGCUUUGGGCGCUGAUAAAGUGUACUCGUCUACCUUCAAUUGUUUUGUGAAGGUGUUCAAGGAGGAGGGUCUGAUGACUUUCUGGAAGGGAGCCACUCCAAGACUAGGAAGACUGAUUCUGAGUGGUGGUAUUGUGUUCACGAUAUACGAGAAAAUGUUGGUUAUCAUGGGUUAA
Messenger RNA from Kuraishia capsulata CBS 1993, 894 nucleotides. RefSeq lists its product as uncharacterized. Gene Ontology annotation, biological process: mitochondrial citrate transmembrane transport. The transcript is spliced from 2 exons. Gene Ontology annotation, molecular function: tricarboxylate secondary active transmembrane transporter activity. The record is from RefSeq and is a predicted model, not a curated record. Bases 1 to 894 code for a protein of 297 amino acids. NCBI's taxonomy places the organism in Eukaryota, Fungi, Ascomycota, Pichiomycetes, Pichiales, Pichiaceae.